AUGAAUUUUAUGUCGGUAAAUAUUCGAGGUGUGGGAAAUGAGGAUAAGAUUAGAUGGAUUCGAAGGCUGAUUUCUGUUCAUAAGAUCUCGUUUUUAUGCAUUCAAGAGACCCAAUUUUCUGAUAGCUCUAAAAUAAAUUAUCGGUCUAUUUGGAACUCUGAGUUAUAUGAGCGGGAUGUUGUGGAUGCUUCAGGAAGGUCAGGGGGAUUGCUUUGUAUGUGGAAUAAGGAGCGCUUUCAUCACUUAUCUUCGGUUAAAAGCAGAUUGUAUCUAGUGAUUCGGGGGAAAAUCAAAGGGUGCGAUAAAGAUUGGUUUGUGGUAAACGUUCAUGGUCCGCGAAAUCCGUCAUCCAGAAAGGUUAUUUGGCAGGAAUUACUGGCUCUUAAAGAGGCGAAUGCAGGUAUUUGGUUCUUCAUCGGUGAUUUCAAUGCGGUGCGUUGGCCGGAGGAACGUCUAAAUUCGAUGUUUGAUCCGAUUUGUGCGGCAGCUUUCAACGACUUUGUCAAUAAUGCAGAGUUGUUUGAAUUUGCAAUGAAAGGGACAAAGUUCACCUUUUGCAAGAGUAAUAGUAGGAAGAUGAGCAAAAUCGAUCGAUGCUUUGUGAACCAAGAUUUCAUCAAUUGUUGGUCGGACUCCUGUUUCUCUGCUUUGCCUCGAUAUCUUUCCGACCACUCGCCUAUAAUUCUUAUUUCUGAUCCCCUAGAUUAUGGCCCCAUCCCUUUCUGCUUUUUCAAUUCCUGGCUCGACGAACCGGAAUUAGAAACAGUUGUGGCUGUAACUGUCAUGUCAUUUUCUUUUGAUGGUCCUCCGGAUGUGGUUUUAGCGGAAAAACUGAAGAGGUUUAAAGAGGCGAUUAAAAUAUGGGCUAAGGCCAAGAAGGUGAAAGGCAUCGAAAGUUUUGAUGAAACUCUAGCUAAAUUAAAGGAAUUGGAUGAUAUAAUGGAGGAAAGACCUCUUGUUGAAGAGGAAGAAUGGACCAGGAGUGAAUGUUUGAAGGAUUUAGAAAAUAUGGAAUUAAAGAUUACCAAGGACCUGCAUAAAAAAUCCAGGUCCAAGUGGGCUUCUCACGGGGACGAGAACUCGUCUUAUUUCCACAGAAUCAUCAAACAUAGAGCUACAUCUAAUAAAAUUCACGGGUUGUAG
Helianthus annuus (common sunflower) is the source of this 1143-nucleotide messenger RNA. RefSeq lists its product as uncharacterized. Gene Ontology annotation, molecular function: catalytic activity. Bases 1 to 1143 code for a protein of 380 amino acids. The record is from RefSeq and is a predicted model, not a curated record. The transcript has a single exon. NCBI's taxonomy places the organism in Eukaryota, Viridiplantae, Streptophyta, Magnoliopsida, Asterales, Asteraceae.